Trichoderma breve is the source of this 1893-nucleotide messenger RNA. Its product is annotated as acyclic terpene utilization family protein atuA domain-containing protein. Bases 1 to 1893 code for a protein of 630 amino acids. The transcript has 3 exons. NCBI's taxonomy places the organism in Eukaryota, Fungi, Ascomycota, Sordariomycetes, Hypocreales, Hypocreaceae. The record is from RefSeq and is a predicted model, not a curated record.
AUGCAAUUGUCGGAACCCCUAAACCACCCUGACAAGGGCCUCAGGCCCGUCAGAGUCGCCAACUGCUCCGGUGCCCAGCUGGACCCGGGCUGGCAGAUGAAGAAGCAGGCCGAGCUCGGGCAGGUCGACUUCAUCACAGGCGACUGGCUGGCCGAGAACAACCUGGCCCAGGAGGCCGAGUCCAUGGCCGCGGGCACCGGCGAGGGCUUCAAGGCCAACGCAUGGGAUGCUCUGCAGCAGAGCAUCGACGUCAUCGCGCAAAAGGGCAUCCGGGUCGUCAUCAACGGCGGCGGCCUCGGCGCAAAGGCCCUGGCGGUUCGCUGCCAGCAGCUCGCAACCAGCAAGGGCCAUCAAGUCAGGGUGGCUUUCGUGUCCGGGGACGACAGGCUGGAGGACGUCCGCCGUUGGACCUCGCAGCAAGGGAAGCUCCCCUUGUACUUCCACCAGGAUGUUGAUGUUCAGGGCAGCACCCACGCCUGGGGCGGCCCGGAAAAGAACCCGCUCCUGGCCUGUCGCGCCUAUCUCGGGGCACGGGCUAUUGUCGACGGUCUGAGCAACGGCGCCCAGAUUGUCAUUUGCGGCAGGGUGGCUGAUGCUUCACCCGUCAUCGCCGCGGCGUGGUGGUGGCAUGACUGGGCGAGCACCAACUACAACGAGCUGGCUGGGGCUUUGGUUGCAGGGCACCUCAUCGAGUGCUCUGGCUACGUGACGGGCGCCAACUUCUCCGGAUUCCACAGGUAUCCCCUGGACCGCUUUGUCGAUGUCGGAUUCCCCAUUGCAGAGAUCGACGCCGACGGAACGUGCGUCAUCACCAAGCACCGAGGCACCAACGGCAUGGUCACCGAGGACACGGUGCGGUGCCAGCUUCUCUAUGAGAUUCAGGGCAACGUCUAUCUCAACAGCGAUGUGAAAGCUAUCCUGGAUGACAUCGAGAUAGUGGCUGCCGGCGAGGACCGCGUCAGGGUCAGUGGCGUUGUGGGCCGCCCGCCGCCCCCGACGACGAAACUGUCCAUCUUCUACAAGGGAGGCUUCGAGGCCGAGUUCCUCACAAACGCCGGUGGAUAUGCGACGAGCAAGAAGUACCUCCUGUACGAGCGACAGAUGAGAUACCGCAUCGCCGAGGCUGGGCUGCAGGACGCGUUUGACGUGAUUGACUUCCAAGUAGUCGGCAAGCCACAGGAUGACCCUCAGAGUCAGCUGGAAAGCACAACAUACUGCCGCACUUAUGUGCAGGCGCUUACCCAGGAGCCUCUCCUGGCGUUCCGCAAGAUGAUCCAGAAUGAGUCCAUGCAGCACUUCUCAGCAGCAGGUCGCUAUCAACCGCAGGACUCGAGAACGGGCAACCCGAAACCCUUCUACGUCUACUAUCCGUCCCUCGUACAGCAGAAUGACCUGCAUGAGGCCGUGCACUUCUUAGACGCCAGUGGCGAGGUAAUUCAGACAGUGGAGUCUUCACCAUUGGCUCAAUCUGAACCUGUUGAACCACGCGUGAGCUACGAUUCACCAUCGCCGGUGUCUCUGGCGUCUAUGGGCCCAACCGUCUCCAUGCCUCUAGGUAAUUUAGCACUGGGCAGAUCCGGCGACAAGGGACCGAAUCUGAAUUGCGGGCUAUUCGUUCACACGGCUGAGGUGUGGGACUGGUUCCGCUCCUACAUGACCAUUUCCACUUUCCGGGGACUCAUCGGCCGCGACUGGAAAGAUUCAUAUAGCAUUGAGAGAGUGGAGUUUCCCAAGAUUUACGCGGUACACUUUGUCAUCUAUGGAAUUCUAGGGCGCGGCGUUAGCAGUUCUACGCUGUUGGACUCGAGAGGCAAAGGGUUUGCGGACUAUAUACGAGCGAAGAGGGUUCCUAUCCCCCAGCGGUUCGUACCUUACUGCUGGGAAGAAGAUUAG